AUGGCAACGAUGGAUAGCUCAAGCCUUCUCUGCACACUCUGCCCUGGCCAGCCAACCUUCAGUGAUAAGUCUCAUCUCCUGACCCAUGUCGCAUCGAAGGCACAUUUGUCCCAUCAGUUCAAGCUAGGCGUUCGGAGCCACCAGGAACCAGACAUCGCUCAGCUCGUUGCAGCGUACAAUCAUUGGUUUGAAACCAACAACAUUGCCGGCUUGCUUGCUGAUCGAAUGUCGGCCAGAAAGGACAACAAGAACAAGAGAAGACCGCGUGGACGACAGACAUCAUCCACCCAGAGCACCUUGACAACCCCUCUUCCAACCGAAGCUGAUGAUGCAGAUGUGAUUGAAGGCACCAUGCCGACCCCUCUUCCAAUCCAGGGUCCUGUCCCAGAUUCGCUGCUACAAGGCACCUCGGCUAACCCAGCCACCCUGACAACCCCCCUUCUAGCUGAUGACGUUGACGCGAAUGCGAAUCAGAAAGAGCCAGAUGAUUUCCCAGACUACAUUGAUCCUCGCCUGCGCCAGCCCUACAACCCUGUCCACCAGCAUGAAUUGGCGCCCGAGGAGGCUAUUGGCGGUGGUUUCUACUCUGUUACGCAAUCUCCAUCUCUUCGCACCGCAGGUCUCCAACCGACCGACUUCGUAACUCCUUUGGCUAACUCUGUCGUCCGUCGUACCGCUGGAUCUGCCAAAAAUUCUCCGGCUGGCGAAGUCGACCGCGUUGAUACUGCCUCGACUAACAAACACCCUGGAUCGACGAACUGGGCAAGCCAAGGCCCCAUUGCUGAUGACCUCGCAAGCCAGAAUGCCUCUCUGCCCUCGACCCCGAACGUGUUUCACCCUGCAGCUUCGCUCGCACAGGAAAUCGAAGCCGAUGACAGAGCUCGUGAGUUGGCAAGACUGAAGGGUCUUGUGUUGCCCGGAAUGGACGUCUUCGAUGCGGCCACGGAGCAAAUGCGACGAACGCGCAAUCAGAAAAAAGACGGGACUAUUGUGAAACAGCUGGAAAAGACUUCUCGGCUCGUACAACCCACUGAACAGAUCUUCACUCCUACUGGAGUAUUCGUGAAGUCCCGUGUCAUUUCCGGCAACGCAGACGAUGAUAGCCCUGUGGAGGGCGAGUCUCCAAUUCCGAAGAAGGGUGCGGCCCGCGGCAAACGGGGCAUACUGCGGGACAACGACCCCAACAUUCUACUCGGCAAGGGCAGAAAGCGUGUCAAGAGAGACGUGAGCCAGGAGCAGAGCACGGAGUCUUUGGAUGACGUUGAACGGGACACGUUCAUCUAUCGCAAUGGUCCUUUCGGAGCGGCCCAUCAGCGUCAAGAUGAAGAUCUGGGGCUGACUACACAAGCACUCCAAAAGAGACGCCGGGCUGGGUUCACUGUCUACAAGGAUGCUGAGGAAGAGGAUGAACAUAUGGAUCAGACUGUUGAAGACAACCACACACAGCAAGCUCCUCGUGUGACCCUGACUCCUGGAGAUACCUUGGCUGCUCGACGAACCUUUACUUUGGCUCAACUUGACAUGACUAACAAUUCGAACAUUUCAUACAACCAUGGACAUACAACAGAGACAGAGCAAAGCACUGAAGCGAUCCUGGACACUCUUGUUCAUCCUGCAUCACCGCGGUGGGAUUCGAUGACGCCAAUUGUGAAUAGAAGCGACGAUCACAUGAACGACUAUCCGCUUCCUUACCUCUCUGAUCAGACAUCGCCCAACGAUUUCAAUCUCAAUGACCAUGAAGGAUAUUACUGGAACCCUUUGCGUGGUCCUCGUCCUCCGGAGACGAUCGCGUUUGCCAGUUCUUCGGACAAUGAGGAGGAACAGACAAUGGCUGGCUGGGGUGGAUGGACCUCUGCGUCACGGGCUAUCUCCUCUGACGCCACCAUCUCAGAGGACCUUUACCCCCCACCCACUCACCUGUGA
This is a messenger RNA of Penicillium cataractarum, 1923 nucleotides long. RefSeq lists its product as uncharacterized. Lineage: Eukaryota; Fungi; Ascomycota; Eurotiomycetes; Eurotiales; Aspergillaceae. The record is from RefSeq and is a predicted model, not a curated record. The coding region runs from base 1 to 1923 and encodes 640 amino acids. The transcript has a single exon.